Messenger RNA from Talaromyces amestolkiae, 1167 nucleotides. RefSeq lists its product as uncharacterized. The coding region runs from base 1 to 1167 and encodes 388 amino acids. The record is from RefSeq and is a predicted model, not a curated record. Lineage: Eukaryota; Fungi; Ascomycota; Eurotiomycetes; Eurotiales; Trichocomaceae. The transcript is spliced from 4 exons.
AUGCUCAAUGUCUCAGUGGCACUUACUGGAACGAGUCCUGUAACGACAUCUACGCCACCAACUACCCAGACGACGCCUUACCGCACUUCGACGACCUUUCUGACUGGUACAGCCCUAGCAAGUCAUACGCAAGUGCCCUAUACCAGCCUUGAAUGCAAUAACGCGGACUGUGGCUCUGGUACCAUCUAUCCUGAUAUAACCUCUGUAAACGCCAGCAUGCCAUGGCACUACAGUCGAUCUACCCAUUUCGGCGAAACCCCAGCAGGAGCCUGUGGGUUUGGCUUGUAUGGCAUGUGCACGACUGCCAGUGUCUCAGGAAUCGACUUGGGUGAAGACUGUGCACAGUUUUGCUCUAUGUAUCCCGACCUAUGCACUGAUCCAGCCAAUUUUACACUUAGAGGCAACUUCGCGGCACCGAAUGGCAAUUACUAUACACAGUUCUGGCCGAUGCUGCCAUCUUUGGAUACCAGUGAGGAGCAAGACAAUUACCUGUCCUGCGGCGAGUGCUUUGAAUUGGUCCGCACUUAUCCCAACGGCACACUUUAUGCUACCACUGAUGCCGGAUAUUCACCUCCGAUCAUCCUCGAGAUUGUCGAUAGCUGCCCAUGUGCGGCAAAUACUAAAUGGUGUUGCGGCCCUGGCGUCGAUCAAUGCCAGGAAGUCUCUGACUUUACAUACGGCUGCCCGCUCCCCAACGGUUCAAUUCACCUGGAUCUAUCCGACGUGGCCAUGACACGAGCACAGGCUGGUACAUUAGUCGAGGGCGUGAUCCCGACGCAAUACAAGCGAGUACCAUGUCCCAAAGCAGGCAACGUAUACUUAUGGCUCCGGGGUAGUGCUGGGCCAUAUUUUUUCCAGAUUACAGCAGUUAAUGCCGGCGGACUGGGAUCGAUCGUAGGCUUCGAGAUACGCCCUGAUGGGCAAUCGAACUGGUUGGCUCUUGUCCAAGAGGCCGAUUACCCGGAGGGUCAUCCGCAGGAGCGAUAUGGUGCCUGGGUAUUGCCGGCUAAUGCUGGGCCUAUUAAUUUGCCACUGGGUGUACGUCUGACGAGUGCAACUGGCGAGCAGAUUGUUAAUGAGAAGGUUAUCACGAACUGGACAGCGCCCUCAACCGCAAUUGCAGGAUAUUGGUAUAUUGAUUUGGGAAUCAACUUUAGCCAACUCUAA